AUGAGUCAUGAGUUGCAGCCACAGAAGGAAAUAGAGAUGACUGUAAAUACAGCUUGCACAACUGAGAUCCAAAUAGCAUUUAUUCUCUCUUCUUUUGUGACCUUCUUCUGCGGACUCUUCAUCUUAUACUUCUCCAGGCUAAUCUACAUGGCCCUUAAAAAGUAUAAAGACAACCUGGGAAGAAAAUCUCUACCGAGAAUAUUCAUAAAAGCAAGCAGCCAAAAUAAAAAGCCAAAAGGUUUCCACUACAAGGGAAUGUUUCGUGAUCGUAUCCAAAUGUUGCUGUCAGCACAGACUUUUGUGGGGCAAGUGUUGGUUAUCCUUGUGUUUGUAUUAAGCAUCGGGUCACUUAUAAUCUAUUUCAUCAACUCUUCAGACCCUGUUGGAAGCUGUUCUUCAUAUGAAGAUGAAACCAUUCCUAUUGAUUUGCUGUUCAACGCUUUCUUUAGCUUCUAUUUUGGUUUGAGAUUUGUGGCAGCUGAUGACAAAGUCAAGUUCUGGUUGGAGAUGAAUUCAAUAGUAGACAUCUUUACCAUCCCACCAACCUUUAUUUCUUAUUAUUUGAAGAGUAAUUGGCUAGGUUUAAGGUUCCUCAGAGCACUGAGGCUCCUAGAACUCCCUAAAAUCUUGCAAAUUCUACAAGCCAUAAAAACCAGUAAUUCAGUGAAGUUUUCUAAACUGCUAUCAAUAAUCCUCAGUUUGUGUUUUACUGCUGCGGGAUUCAUUCACCUGGUGGAAAACUCUGGUGAUCCUUGGCUCAAAGGCAGAAAUUCACAGAAUUUAUCAUACUUUGACUCAAUUUAUCUGAUUGUGGCAACAACUUCAACUGUUGGCUUUGGAGAUGUGGUAGCCAAGACAUUCCUGGGACGUGCCUUCCUCAUCUUCCUAACCUUUGCAAGUUUGAUACUAUUUGCAAAAUAUGUACCUGAAGUGGUAGAACUCUUUGCUAACAAGAGGAAAUACACUAAUUCCUAUGAAGUGGUGAAAGGGAAGAAGUUCAUUGUGGUUUGUGGAAACAUCACUGUGGACAGUGUGAGUGCUUUUCUGAGUAAUUUUCUCCGCUACAAGUCAGGAGAAAUCAGCACUGAUAUAGUUUUUCUUGGAGAGAACCCCCCUUCAUUGGAAUUGGAAACAAUAUUUAAGUGCCAUACAGCCUACACAACUUUCGUUAAUGGAUCUGCACUAAAGUGGGAUGAUCUUAAGCGAGUUGCGGUGGAACAUGCAGAAGCAUUCCUGAUUAUAGCCAACCCUUUGUGCAGUGACGCUUAUGCUGAAGACACUUCAAACAUUAUGAGGGUGCUCUCUAUCAAGAAUUAUUACCCGAAGUCCAGAGUCAUCAUACAAAUACUUCAAUCCUAUAACAAGGUUUACCUGUCAAAGAUUCCCAGCUGGAACUGGAAAGCUGGAGACAACAUUAUCUGUUUUACUGACUUGAAGCUUGGAUUUAUUGCCCAAGGUUGUCUGGUGCCAGGCUUAUGCACCUUUCUAACUUCUCUAUUUAUUGAGCUCAACAUAAAGGUGAAUCCUAAACAUACCUGGCAAAAACAAUUCUUAAAUGGCUUGAGGAACAAAAUUCUGACUCAGCGACUCUCUGAUGACUUUGCAGGAAUGACUUUCGCUCAAGUUUCACGAAUCUGCUUUGUGAAGAUGAAUCUCAUGCUGAUUGCUAUCGAAAGCAAAAGUGCUGUUAGCAGUGAUCUGGUGCUAAAUCCACCUGCACAUGUCAGACUGUGUAAGAACACAAUAGGGUUCUUUAUUGCUGAAUCUGCAAAAGAAGUCAAAAGAGCUUUAUUUUACUGUUCCAACUGUCACAGCGAUGUGACUAAUCCUGAGCUAAUUGAAAGAUGUGGCUGCAAAUCCAAGAGUCUACAUGGUUGCAUCAAAGGUUGCUGUGCUGUUGCAGGGCCAUCAGUAGCAGCAGUGAGAAACCACAUAAAGGAAUCCUCCUCUGGCACAACACAAGAGCACUGGCCAAAGAGACAGUCAAACUUGAUUGGUGGCUCCAGUGUGGGUGGCAGGAACUUUUCAGAUGACCGUGUCCAAACUAAUGAGCAACUUGAUAGCAGUGGCAUGUUUCACUGGUGCAAAGCAAUGCCUUUGGACAAGGUGAUUCUGAAACGAUCUGAGAAGAGGAAACGUCAGUUUCGAAACCACGUUGUAGCAUGUGUUUUUGGAGAUGCCCAAUCAAACCUGAUGGGACUGCGGAAUUUUGUAAUGCCCUUGAGAGCUAGUAACUAUACCCUGAAGGAGCUAAAAGACAUUGUGUUCAUCGGGUCUCUGGAUUAUCUACAGAGAGAAUGGCGAUUUCUCCGGAAUUUUCCCCAGUUAUACAUUUUGCCUGGAUCUGCGCUUUUCUCUGGAGACCUCCGAGAAGCCAACAUAGAGGAAUGUUCGAUGUGUGUGGUCUUGUGCCCCCCAUACCAACCAUCAAGCAGGCAGAUUCUGGUGGACACCGAGACAGUUAUAACCACCCUCAACGUCGGAGCCCUCCGGAUUAGCUGCUAUGCCCAAACACCAUCAGUGCCACAAUUUGGGCUUAACUUUACUGGACUUAAUAAUACCUCAAAAUACCGAAGAAUCCCUAUCCUAACUGAACUGAAAAAUCCUUCUAACAUCCGUUUCAUUGAACCACUUGGUGAGAUGAAAGGAGUCCUCCCAGGACCAAACCUGCAUCUCAGCACUUCCUUUUCCACAGGUGCUGUCUUUUCAGGCAGCUUCUUAGAUUCCCUCUUGGCCACGGCUUUCUACAACUAUCAUGUCCUAGAAUUACUUCAGAUGCUGGUGACAGGAGGAGUAAGUUCUCAGCUUGCACAAAAUUUGGAUAAAGAUAAGCAUUUUGGGCUGACCGAAGGUUCAAAUGCCUUAUUUUCUGCAAGAGCACGGUGUAAGCUAGGCCUUCUCUCCUUGAACAAAACCGUUUUAUCAGACAUUGAACCAAAAGACAACUUUGGUCAAGUGUUCUGUGGAUCAUUAGAUAAAUUUGGGAUUCUGUGCCUUGGGUUAUACCGCAUGAUAGAUGAAGAGGAGCGUAACCCAGAACACAAGAGGUUUGUGAUUACCAGGCCACCCACAGAUUUGAAACUGCUACGUUCGGACCUUGUAUAUUGUGCCAUCCCUUUCGGUGCUUCUUAUCUUAAAAAAGAUGAUAAGGAGAUAUAUGAAAGUACAAAUCUCGUGUCACUGAUACAAGAUACUAUUCCAGGCUUAAAUUAUCCUUCCGCAAUUAAGGUAGCUCACUGUGAUGAACUGCAGUAUUGGCACCCAUCAGUCUUGUCAAUGGAUCAAGAAAGCCGAUCAUCCAGCAGGUAUUUGACAAUGGCAGCAUCUACAAUCCUGAAGCGUUUGACAUCACAGAGGAGAUUCUGCAUACUCGCUUCUUGGAGGGUGUCUGCAAGGUUGCCAGGUCUGUCUGCAGAUUGGUUACCCAACUGUGGCGUCAAUACCACAUUCCAUCAUCAAUGGGUACAAGCGGGUCCUGAUUUCUCUGUGGAGACUGACUACACUUUCCCACUGACUGAAAAGGUCAACGCCUUCCUGGCUGAUCCAUCUGCAUUUGUGACUGCUGCCCCUGUGGCCGCUGCAGCUACCGCUACUAUUCCUGCUGCUGCUGCAGCCCCAGCCAAGGUGGAAGCAAAGGAAGAGUCAGAGGAGUCAAACAAAGAUAUGGAAUUUGGUCUCUUUGACUAA
Elephantulus edwardii (Cape elephant shrew) is the source of this 3687-nucleotide messenger RNA. It is a transcript of the gene KCNU1, whose product is annotated as potassium channel, subfamily U, member 1. Gene Ontology annotation, cellular component: membrane. Gene Ontology annotation, molecular function: monoatomic ion channel activity. The coding region runs from base 1 to 3687 and encodes 1228 amino acids. Gene Ontology annotation, biological process: potassium ion transport; reproductive process; transmembrane transport. Lineage: Eukaryota; Metazoa; Chordata; Mammalia; Macroscelidea; Macroscelididae. The record is from RefSeq and is a predicted model, not a curated record. The transcript has 30 exons.